Messenger RNA from Symbiodinium pilosum, 1554 nucleotides. The record is from the annotation of a GenBank genome assembly. NCBI's taxonomy places the organism in Eukaryota, Dinophyceae, Suessiales, Symbiodiniaceae.
AUGGUGGAUAAGUCGGACUUGAUGCAGACCAUUGACGCGUUGAAAGCAGAUCGCCCGGAUGUAGAGAUUCGGCAUCAGGAGCUUGUGUUUUUCGAUCUUGCACAGACUGUGUCAACUUGGCCAAAGGCGUGGGCAGACUUGCUCAUGACCAAACCAGCAGACCUCCGCAAUUUCAUCUUUGGUCGCGUUCCCGUGCUAAAAGGUCUCGUGUUUGAGAGCACAAAAACGAUGGGGUCGAAGCUUCGCUCGUAUCUGCCAUCAUUGUGCUUUGCACAUGAUGAAGAGAAUGAGAAGGAUGCAGAGAAUGCUGAGGAGCCAGCUGCGAGCAAGAGCGAAAUGCCUUCCUCGCUAGUCAGCAUUCAGUCCAUCCACAGAUGUUGUGAGAGCUCUGAGGGCUCUGCGUCAUUGCUGGAUGACUCCAUGGACGCUUUCCUCCUGGGAGCGGACGAGCUGGACGUGUCCUUCCUGUGCAUGGUGCAGCACAAGUUGCAGUUCAUGGUGUGGUCCAUGUACUCCCAGCACUUGCGCGAGAACGCUUUGGCCAGAUCAGUGCUCAUCGACCUCGCCAAGAAAGGGGGCGAGUCCGUGAUCAUCAGCAAAGAUGCCGUUCUUUCGGAGAAGUUCGAGAUGAUGAUGGCAGGCACUGUGUCAAUGUAUCCGCAUGGAACGCCUGGGAAGGAUCACUAUCCCUUGUGCUGCCUUUUCGGCAUUCAUUUCUAUGUUAACGCUCCUAAGGACAUGUCCGCAUUGGAUUGCGUCGUGCCAGCAUGGUGCACGAAAGUUGUUGCACGCAAUGACAUGGCCUACUUUUCCGUGCAGCACGCAGACGUGCCAGUGGUCAUGUACAUGUCGGGCGGUGAGGGCGGCUUGCAGAUGCAGUUUGCUAGCAGCAUGGGCGAUACAUUUCGCAAGGUUCUUGGAACGGAGACUUGCUUCGCCGAUCGGACCCAGAAAGAGCAGCGCAAGGCGAUGGAAAAGUUCGAGACCAGUGGUGAUGCGGAGGGCAACGCCGAGCGGACACCGUGGCAUCAGAAGCGCAGUGAUGGACAGCUGCGUGGUUUGGAGUUCAUGUUGAGGAUUGACAGCGUGGUCCCCAUGGCAGACAUUGCAGACAGGAUCCAAAAGUGGCGUGACAACACGGUUGGAAAGGCCACGAAGGCUGCCGAACAGACACUUCUCAAGGCCUUCAAGAAAAGCGGUGCUUCCAUCAACUCUCCGGAAGCUAUGCAACAGCUCAAAGAUGUUGUGGAGGAAGCUGGACAGAAGGCGGAGGAGUUUUUCGCUUCCUUGAGUGUUCCAUUAUGCCGCUUGGGCUCCACAAGCGAGACGUCCACUGCCCGUGGGAAGGCUAUGUUAGAAGCCUUGCAAAAGGCCCAGAACACGGCCACGCCGGUCGAGAACUCGCACAAGGUCGGGCUUGCUGCUGCUUUGGCUGAGAAGGAGCGUGAAGGGGCAGUCAAGUCGAAGAAGAAAAAUUCGAAGGCCAAAGGCACUUCGGAUAAGAAUUCAAGCAAGAAUUGCCUUCUGACCCUGGGCAAGCACAUGCUCAAGUAG